CAAAGAAGAUGUUUAUACGCUAUCGAAUGACUCAAACUCAGUUUAUUUAUGUAAAUGAGACGCCUCUCUUCACAAUUUAUAUACUCCAAGGAAAUAAUGAAAUUAAUACUUAUUGGUGAAAUCUUAUUACAACAUACUUUAGUGGGUUGUUUGACUUUCAAUGUUUUAGUUGUACAAUAAUUGUGUACAUCAUAGAACAAGUAGUUUGUUUUUGGAGACUGUUAUGACGAAGAAGUUAUAUUUGCUAUGUAAAAACCAGUUGAAUAUUUUAAGCUACAGUUUGGUUAACUUAAUGCCUUCUAAUGGACUCUACUGCAGAAAAUGGCAUCACGACAACAAAACGAGUUGGGAGGAGCUGAUUAAAGAUGUUUUUAGUAUUCGUUGCUGUCAUGUAGUCAUAGUGGAAUGAAGAAUAAAUAGAAACACUGUUUAACAAUGGCUGGAGUUCAUCCAGAAAACGAAGAGCGAUUGAACUGGAUAGAGUUUUGUGACAGACAUGCAAAAACUGCAGCUACUGACUUUGCUAAAGCAUUUUGUACCUAUGUCAGUUCUAACCUCCCAGAAAAUGCCAGGAGCACGGUGUCGCAUCGUGAUUUCGUCCGUAAAUUUGUUGACUAUUUUGUAGAUCAUUUUGAGGCAGAAUUUACAAAAAAGAACCUCGCAAAUCAUCACAAGGAAAAGAUUGUGAAUGGGAAUAAUGUCACUGCAGGCACCACGAACCCAUCUGCUCUCCGAGCAAACAGUCAUGAAGAAUUCAGUGAUUAUUCAGAGCAUGAAGCAGAUUCCCCAUCCCCCAAAACUCAUCAUAAACCAUUCUUCCGUAGACUUUCAUUCAAAGGACUAAAGAAAGGAAAAGUCUUUUUCCACAAACAGCAUUCAGAUGAAAUGGAAUUGUCAUCACAUCAUGACAAGCAUUCAAAACAUGACAAACAUUCCAAAACAAAAUUGGCAAAGAUUGUUGUAGAAUGUAGGAAAGAGGGAAUUGUUAAUUACUUGAUGGGUGAGAAUAUAGAUGGCACACAAAAGUGGGAGAAGUGUCGGCUAGCCUUGGUAAAAACUGUUGGUGGUUAUAUGUUGGAGUUUUACUCCCCUCCAAAGGCAGUGAAACCAAAAAGUGGUGUGUUUUGCUUCCUGAUCACAGAAGCAAGGGAAACUACAGCCUUGGAAAUGCCAGACCAUGAAAAUACCUUUGUUCUGAAAGCUGAGAACAACAUGGAGUACGUAAUAGAAGCUCAUGACACAGAUGAUAUGCGAUCAUGGCUGGCAACCAUCAAGUACUGCAUGAGAACCAUACAUCCAAUUCAGGAUGGGAGUAGGAGUUUACUGGCAGGAGGAAGUGAGGGUGAUAGGCUGCGAGGCCCUGUAGAACGAGGGGCAAACAAAUCCUCAGAGGCAGGUAGUGAAGUAGGUGCUGUAGGCCUGGAACAUCCGCCAGAACUUCCACCAAGACUGCAGGGAACUGCAGGAUCUCGAGCUGCUGGCAGUGACACACCAGGGCUCAGGUUAUCAAGCAACAGCAAUUUUGAGCUGUGCACAUCCCAUCCUGAAUUGGAACAAGUUGUUGCAGAGCCAGAACUAGAUCUCUCAACCUCAUUACGUGAGUACCCAUGGUUUCAUGGAACCCUGCCUCGUUCAGAUGCUGCUCAGCUGGUCCUGCAUGAAGGAGCAACAGGCCAUGGUGUAUUCCUUGUGCGGCAAAGUGAGACACGGAAGGGCGAAUUUGUGCUCACUUUUAAUUUCCAAGGGAGAGCAAAACACCUUCGAAUGACACUGAACGACCAGGGCCAGUGUAGAGUGCAGCAUCUGUGGUUUCCAACAAUUUUUGACAUGUUGGAACACUUUCGUCAGCACCCCAUUCCACUGGAAUCUGGAGGAACUGCAGAUGUGACUUUGACUGAGUUUGUGGUGGCAGCCGUUAUGCCACCAACGGGCGGACGAGGAAGUUCUGCAAGUGGACAGCCAACAGGUGCCGAGACAAGAAGGCCACCAGUCCCACCUGAACCUCGAGAGGUGGUUACACAUGGAGGCACAAUUCGUGCACGUACUGAAUCAAUGGAACGACUGCAAGAGAGGCAGAGUGGUUCAGGCAGUUCUGCUGGUGCUGGAAGAGCCAUCGAGAACACUUACAGCUUUGUGUGAUGAGAACAAGAUAUGGAAAACUAACAUCUCAUGAUGCAAAUGUAUUUAUUAAAUAGUUACAAAUAUCCAAAAUAAAUGCAGAGAUAAAAAGUAAAGUAACUCCACCUACUAGAUCAUACUUUUGAGAUACAACCGUAAACCAAAGUUCUUGAUGUUGGGUUAAUGUGCAAAGCUUUACUGUCCAAAUCUCAAUGGCCCAAGAGAAUCGUGCAUUGAUUCAUCUUCAUUUUAACACAACUUUGAAUAGAAGUACAUGAACUUGUGAACCCAUGUGCUUGUGGUGAACUACAGUAGCCAGUUCAGUUUUGAACAUAAGCACACCAUAAAGAUCUCAUCACAAUUCAUUAUGCAUUUUCCUUUCUCUGCAUCAUAAUCGCAAAGGUCUCGUUAGAUUUUAGAAUAUUUGGAACUUCAUUCUUUUUAAUUAAAUUAAUUUCUUCCCACCAACAACAUACUGAAAUGUUGUAAUGUGGAAACUGCAGAGGUUGAAACUGUGUUAAGUGAAUCGGUUGACUGUGUUCAUAUAAAUAUGAGUUUCAUGUACAGAGUGAUUAUAAAAUAACUCAAAUUAUUGCAUUACAUACUUGGUGUGUUAUAUCAAAAUAACUUAAUGCUGAGUUGGAUUGAAAUCUGUUCACGAGAUCUUAACACAAGUCAUCUGAACUGACUUUUUAUGUGUUUCCCUUGUGAAUGUGAGGGCAGUCGUCACCAUUAAUGGGCAUACUUCAUAAAACUGCAGAAGUGCAUAUUGAUAAGGCAUAUGAGAACGCAUAUCUAGAUAAACAUAUGUUUCAGAAAUUUUAGGUAUAAAAAGAGUUCUAGCUAAAAUGAAUUAAUUUCAAAUUGUGCAAGGACUGUCACUUUAAAAACAUAAAUAAAAAGUACAUAAUAUUUUGGUAAGCAUAUAGUACAGACACAAAUUAUAAAGAGGUUCCUGCAAUAUCAUUGUGCAGCAUGCUUUGGAGAUCAUAUCAGAUACUGAGUUGAAUUUCAUAAACAUGUAGACAGUAUCCCUUUAUAGUAUAUUGUGCUUCCCAGUAACUUUAUUACAUAUAAUCUUUCUUUCCCACCUCUUUGACCCUGUAAAACCUGUGAGCAAAACUAACUGCUGCUCUUUCUGCUGUGAUGUCAUGAAUAGCCAAAUUAAAAAUUAAUUUCAAGUAAUCACUUGCUGUGUGCAUGGUGAAAGAAAGAUCAUGCAUCCCAGUGGUGAUACAGUUUUAUCUGUAUAGAGAAACUACAAUUACAAGUAUAACAAGUUUUGAAAUUUACCACCACUCUUGAUGAUGUAUGAAUUUAUUCUUUUCUGCAUGUAUGAUGUAACAUUGAAGAGUAGCUUGAAUAGUGUUUUAUUGCAUUUCUCAGCAUUUUAUUUUGUUCUUAUAAUGUAUGAUGGUUAUUUUUGUACACAUCAUCUUUCAGAAAUCAUGGUCAUCAUCAGCAGCAGCAAAACAGCCCUUUUUGAGGCAAAAUCUUAGGAGAUUCUGCCAGAUUGCAUCCAGUUUACAUUUCUUUCGGUUACAACAAUUUUUUUUUUUACAAAACAAGGUUGUAAGCCUUGCUCCCACCCCAUAAUUUGGAGGACCAGGUCUGUGUACUUAUGUCACCCAAUGACAGGAGGGCUCAGCUAUAGCCCAAGGCACUGGAUGUCCUUUUCUCCACUUUCUGUGACUCACAGGGCUAUGGUGGAGGUAUUCUAACCUUCCUCCACAUGUGGGAUCUCUUAGAUAAAUGCAGAUUGCAGUAGAGAAAUCUGAGAGGCAAUGCAUUUCACAAGAUUGUGCUGUCACCAAAGAACUGUUGCAGCAUUUCCAUUCUUGAUGUUGUGGUAGAGCUGUUGCUUCAUCCUGAUGGAAUCAGCAGUUUCAUUCUCCAACUUUGACAUGAAUGGACUGCCUAAUCAGUCUUUACCGAUGUUUGAGAUGUAUGGUUUCACUGAAGAAAAAGGGAACAAUUACAUACUGAAGUGACAUGCCACAUCAUACUCCAGCUUUUAAUGUCAUGUGUAAGCAGAAUAUGAGGAUUCCCAGCAUAGAUAUGCAGCUGUUUUGUCUAUAAACAUAUCUUAAUGGAACUAAGCCUUGCUGAGAAAUAAACUUCAUGUGGAAGUAUGGUGUGGACACCAUGUUGAAUUAAGUUUCGAAACAACUGGCUGGUUUCACAGGUUCAUUUGGUUUGUGUGUGAUAGAUAUAUAUGGUGGCAUUAUUGACAUAUGCAUACUUCUAUAUGACAGUUUUCUUUAGCGAUAACAUUCUUGACACUUUGUGGACAUUUUCCACAGAUUCAUUACUCAGCAAUGUAGAUUGUCUGGAGUGCUUCCCAUUUACACUUGCUUUGUCUCAGAAACAUGUCAUUAAAAACAGCAUUGGUUUAUAUGGUACAGGAGAAUCAGGAAUUCAUGCACAGUGAUGGCAGGCUAUGGAACAAUAUGAUUUUAUUACAUAAUCUUCCACAGUAAGCAUGUGUUUCAGUUGUGUAAAAGAUGUCCUUGUACUUCAGCUGUGCACAUGCAACUGGAGCAAGCUAAGGAUAUAGGGUUUUGAGCAUAAUUAAUUCUGCAUGUCUCUCCCUGUUUCAGAUUCUUUGGACUGCUUUGAAGCUGUUUGUAUUUAUACAUUUCUAAUAGGUUGCAUGACAUUUUGAUCACUACAUAAUAAUUGGUGUACUUUUCAUUUAAAUUGUCUGUUUAUGUGUUUAGUCUGUGACCAAUAGGUUCAUAGUUUUAUAGUUGCAGGAAUCAUUUGUGCUGUCAGAAAACCUGAGAAGUAGUGCUUAACACUUUGCUUCUUAUUUGGAAGUGCAGGGACUGGAUCUUGGUUCCAAUACUGGUUAUCCUGACUGAGGUUUUCCUCCCUUUCUUGAGGUGAAUGUUGGACCAGCACCUUAAAACAAGGUUGUGACCUGUACUUUCUUGGUCCUUUUCUCAGUCAUCAUUGAUGACCUUGAUGCACUAUCAUAUUUAUGUUACAUAGCCUCAGCAUCUGAUUGAUUGAAUAAGUAAACAGUGAAACUAGUCGUCCUUUGCACACGUUCAAUUUCAUCCUCAAACACAACACAAUUGCUCCUUUAGAACAGUUAACUAAAAAAUGCAGUA
Cryptotermes secundus is the source of this 5234-nucleotide messenger RNA. RefSeq names its product SH2B adapter protein 1 (gene Lnk). Gene Ontology annotation, biological process: intracellular signal transduction. Gene Ontology annotation, molecular function: transmembrane receptor protein tyrosine kinase adaptor activity. Lineage: Eukaryota; Metazoa; Arthropoda; Insecta; Blattodea; Kalotermitidae. Gene Ontology annotation, cellular component: plasma membrane. The record is from RefSeq and is a predicted model, not a curated record. Bases 436 to 2139 code for a protein of 567 amino acids. The transcript is spliced from 7 exons.